Protopterus annectens (West African lungfish) is the source of this 1695-nucleotide messenger RNA. It is a transcript of the gene CITED2, whose product is annotated as Cbp/p300 interacting transactivator with Glu/Asp rich carboxy-terminal domain 2. The record is from RefSeq and is a predicted model, not a curated record. Gene Ontology annotation, biological process: left/right pattern formation; sex determination; regulation of DNA-templated transcription. The transcript is spliced from 2 exons. NCBI's taxonomy places the organism in Eukaryota, Metazoa, Chordata, Ceratodontiformes, Protopteridae. Gene Ontology annotation, cellular component: nucleus. The coding region runs from base 164 to 922 and encodes 252 amino acids.
AGAAGCACAGUUUAUUGUUGGCAAAUGUUCAGGAAGCUGCUGUAUGUAAAGCUUCGGAGUUGCAGGUUGCGGAGCUGUGACUUUCGUAGGCACGCAGGAUAUUCUGCAUGAGAUUGGACUUUUAAAUAAUAUCGACUAACCUUCAGAAGUAUAAGGGUAGAGGAUGGCAGACCACAUGAUAGCCAUGAAUCAUGGGCGAUUUUCCGAGGGAGCUAACGUUCUUCAUCAUCACCCAGCUCACAGAAUGGGAAUGGGGCAGUUUCUUAGCCCCCACCAUCAGCAACAGCAUGCUUUCAAUGGGUUAAUGGGUGAUCACCUACAGUAUGGAAGUGGAAAUCUGAACUCUAGCAACAGCGGAAUCAGACAUGCCUUGGGGCCAGGAAAUUUGAAUGGAGGGCAGCACCCACCGAAUAGCCUCCCUCCCAGUGCUAGAUUUAGUACUUCUCAAUUCAUGUCGCCCCCUGUUGGCAGUAACCAAGGAGGGAGUCCACUGACAGCCAGCAUGCAGCUACAGAAGCUGAACACUCAGUAUUUCAACCACCACCCAUUUCAGCACAACAGCCCGUACAUGCCGGACGUGCACCCUGCCAGUCACCCUAUAAGUGGCACAAAUCAACAGCAGUCGCCCUUUAGAGACUGCGAUCCCAAGCACAGCUCUAGCCUGCCGCCUGCUGGCCACAGCAAUCACCACCCUAGCGGGCACAAUCACCAUGCCGUCCCCGCGGCAGCCGCAGCCAUGCUACCUGUCCCUCUCAAUGUCAUCGAUACAGAUUUCAUAGACGAGGAGGUGCUCAUGUCCUUGGUUGUCGAAAUGGGCUUGGACCGCAUUAAGGAACUGCCAGAGCUGUGGCUGGGACAGAAUGAGUUUGAUUUCAUGACAGAGUUUGUGUGCAAACAACAACCCAGCAGAGUGAGCUGCUGAUUUGUGUGGGGCAUGUUUCCCCUUCAUCUAAACUGUUUUGAAGCAUUCCUUCUGUGAGAGGCAGUAUCUCUUAUUUCGACUCCCGGCGGUUGUUUGCAAAAAAAAAAAAAAAAAAUCUGACUGCAGAAGAAUUGCUGUGGGUUUGGGUAUCCUUGGGGAGGAAGGGAUUUCUGAACAUUUGACUUGGUUUGGACUCAUUUAAUGUAAAUACAGUGGAGCUUUACAUUUUUACUCCCAAAGUAGCAUGGCUGUUCUAUUGUAAAAAAAUCUAGUAAUGGAACCUCCCAGUGCUUAUAUGUAUGUAUACAUAUUGUUUUAAUAGCUACAGAUUUAAGCAAAAUUGUAACAUGGGAAAAUGGAUCACUUAAGGUGGUUUAUGCCAUACGAAAGAGCAACGUGCUCAGACACCACUCUACUGUGUAUCCAGGAUUUCCAGUGCUCAACCUUUUGUGGAUCAUGAAAAGGGAUACUGUUGCUUUAAAAGGCUGCCACCCAUCCCCCAUCCACCCUUUUAUGUGCAGACAAUAAAAUGGUGUGGAAUGUUGACAAGUCAGUGGCAAGCAUUUCACUGAGAUGUUUUAGUCUGUUCUGUCUGAAAACUAUCACCACUGUGCUAAUAUAGUUUACGCAAUACAUGGAGAUACUACUGUGUUGAAGCUUUUUAGAGAAUUUGACAGUAUUUUUGUACAAAAAACUUUUUUUUAAACAAACGUGUUAAUUUAUUCUAUUUUAUUUGCUAAUGUCAAUAAAAGUGAAGAAAUAAAGACCAAAAA